AUGCUUGCACUUCGUGCUGGUCUUCGUGCUGUUGCUCCCCGUGCUGCUGUCCCGAUGCAGGGCCGUGCGAUGCUUUCGACAUCGCUGCCGCGUCUCUCGCCCGUGGCCGAUGCGGCGUCGUCGUACUCGUGCAUUCAGGUGAGCGAUCCGGCGGCGGGUGUGCGCCUGGUGACGCUGAACCGUCCCAAGGCGUUGAACGCGCUGAACUCGGAGCUGUUCCACGAGCUGAACGAUGCUGCUGCGAAGGCCGAUGAGGACCCGAGCAUCGGUGCGAUUGUCAUCACUGGCAGUGAGAAGGCGUUUGCGGCGGGUGCGGAUAUCAAGGAGAUGCGUGACAUGACGUACGCCCAGGCGUACAAGACCAACUUUUUGGGCCACUGGUCGAAGCUGACGCAGGUCCGCAAGCCGAUCAUUGCCGCAGUGAAUGGCUACGCGCUGGGCGGCGGCUGUGAGUUGGCGAUGAUGACCGACAUUAUCCUUGCGUCGCCCACAGCGGUGUUUGGCCAGCCGGAGAUCAACCUCGGUGUGAUCCCGGGUGCCGGUGGUACGCAGCGCCUUACGCAUGCCAUCGGCAAGAGCCGCACGAUGGAGAUCGUGCUGACAGGCAGCAACCUGACCGCCGACGAGGCGGAGAAGGCCGGCCUGAUUGCGCGUGUGGUGCGCGAGGGCAGCGUCGUGGACGAGGCUGUGAAGGUCGCUGGCAAGAUCGCCAAGAAGAGCCAGAUUGCUAUCCAGGCCGCGAAGGAGGGCGUCAAUGCCGCGUUCGAUCUCCCGCUCAACGAAGGUCUGCGUCUGGAGCGUCGUCUGUUCCAGUCGCUCUUCUCGACGCACGACCAGAAGGAGGGUAUGACCGCGUUCACGGAGAAGCGCAAACCGUCGUUCAAGAACGAGUAA
Molecule: messenger RNA, 894 nt
Organism: Malassezia pachydermatis
Lineage: Eukaryota; Fungi; Basidiomycota; Malasseziomycetes; Malasseziales; Malasseziaceae
Product: enoyl- hydratase
Exons: 2
Coding region: 1-894 (297 amino acids)
Biological process (GO): fatty acid beta-oxidation
Cellular component (GO): mitochondrion
Molecular function (GO): enoyl-CoA hydratase activity
Source: RefSeq, a predicted model, not a curated record